Messenger RNA from Psilocybe cubensis, 1071 nucleotides. RefSeq lists its product as uncharacterized. NCBI's taxonomy places the organism in Eukaryota, Fungi, Basidiomycota, Agaricomycetes, Agaricales, Agrocybaceae. The transcript has 7 exons. The record is from RefSeq and is a predicted model, not a curated record. The coding region runs from base 1 to 1071 and encodes 356 amino acids.
AUGCCCAAUUUAUCAAUAUUCAUGAGAUUUCCGCACCGUGUAGUACGUCUACUCGACUGGUUUGAUCAACACCCCGGCGAGAGAGAUGUUAUUUUUGAAACUCCAGGAUGUUCAGACCAGAAUAUACCUCCAAGCAAUUGUUACCCUCUAAUAGCUUUGGAUAUAUACUCAAAGGUGGAAGACAAUGGAUGUGUGGUAGAAAGGCUCACAAACAAAGGGAAUAUCAGUGUGGAUAACAGAUUGCGGCAGCUUAGAAAAGAUAUUGAAGACGGGGAACCAGGAACUGUUCAGAGGCUCGCGCAAAUUUUCGCCCCUUCCGUGAUUCAAAUCAAAAAAGAAAUCAUGAGGUGGAAAAUAGUCUACCAAAAGCUGAAUCAAGAGAUUAUGGAAAAAUCUCCUGGCCUGCAUUUGGAGAGCAUUAUGAAAUUUGAAGACACUGGGCUAAACUUGAAUUAUCAAGCUCAAAAUAACGUAUUCACAGAUGCCACUGAUGGUUCUUUAUCACCUUACCAACUUUGGGAUAGAUUGCAUAUUUACUGGAGCAAAAACGCGAAGUAUAAUCUAUAUUGUAGACCAUCUUCCAGUGGAUCAUUAGCGAGAAUGGGGCCGGGAGUACACAGUAUUCAUGAUGCUGCGCCACGUCGAAAACGAAGAAUUAACUCUGACGAGGAAAGUGCUGCUGUAACAGUCGAUUCUGAGAAAGAAACUGAACACCAGACACCAUGUACUAUUAUGAAGCGUACACGCAAUGUCCAGAACCUUUCCUCAGAUUGCAGAACGGACGUCCGUUGCAAUAAGAACACGAAAAGAAGGCGCACAAAUAUGCAUAGAAUGGAAGCAAUGACUGGCGACGAUCCUGGUCCCAGGAAUGAAGAACAAGCACAACCGAUCUAUGAGUCCGCACCUUAUCAACACCAAGAAGAAGAGCUCCGGAUAAAAGAGCUUCAGCUUCGCAUAGAGCUACAAAAUUCGGAGAACACGGCAGCAGCUAUACGCCUGACCCAAAAAUUCGUAGAUGGAAAUGAGGUUGCUGAAAUUCUUCAUACUCUUCCAGGUCAUGCUAUGGCUUGA